Messenger RNA from Oikopleura dioica, 408 nucleotides. The record is from the annotation of a GenBank genome assembly. NCBI's taxonomy places the organism in Eukaryota, Metazoa, Chordata, Appendicularia, Copelata, Oikopleuridae.
AUGCAGGCUGGAAAUAUUUUGCCCAGUUUCAAGGCGAAAUUCGAUGGGCACUCGACAUCGGAAGAGGUGCUCAGGGAUGUGGAUUUGAGUGGCAAGAGGUAUAUUGUCACUGGAGCAACUACCGGUCUCGGCUUUUACUCGGCGAAAAUGAUCGCAGCUAAGGGAGGAAAAGUGACGAUCACAGCUAGAUCAGGCGACCGGGCGAGGGAGACAAUCAAAUCUUUGAGAGAGGAGCUCGGUUCGGAAAUAGACGCUGAUACUUUUGACUUCCUUGUCAUGGAUCAGAUGGAUCUUGCACAGGUCAAAGCUGCGGCUGAGGAUUUUCUUUCAAGGAAUCGCCAGCUGGAUGGCUUGCUCUUGAAUGCUGGUUGGUUUGGUAGUGAAUACAAACUUUCUGGAACGGUUUGA